Cladophialophora yegresii CBS 114405 is the source of this 480-nucleotide messenger RNA. RefSeq lists its product as uncharacterized. Gene Ontology annotation, molecular function: catalytic activity. NCBI's taxonomy places the organism in Eukaryota, Fungi, Ascomycota, Eurotiomycetes, Chaetothyriales, Herpotrichiellaceae. Bases 1 to 480 code for a protein of 159 amino acids. The transcript is spliced from 2 exons. Gene Ontology annotation, biological process: nucleoside metabolic process. The record is from RefSeq and is a predicted model, not a curated record.
AUGAGCACCAAGCUCGACUACAACGACUGCACCGUCGCGUGGCUUGGAGUCCUCCCCAUUGAAGCCGAAGCAGCCCUCGGAGUGCUCGACAAACGACAUGAGGGCCAUUUUGAGUCUGAAAGAGGCGAUGACUAUAUCUACAUCGGUGAGUACGGGGUUGGCUCGGCAGCUGCACUCGAGAGCCAAGUAAAGGCUCGGUUUCCUCGAAUAUGGUUCGCUCUGUUGGUGGGAGUUGCUGCUGGCUUGCCAAAUUUAUCCCCGAGCGACCCUGCGAAGUACCGUGAUAUUCGGCUUGGUGAUGUGAUUGUCGGUGUCCCGGAUGGAACGGGUGGUGGCAUUGUCCACUAUGACCUAGGCAAGGCUACAGACGAGGGAUUCUUCCCAACCAACCGCCUGGCUGAAACACCAGCUAUUGUCAGAGCUGCAAUCGGACACAUUCAGCUACCCAGAAGAGACCUUUCAAGGCUGGAAAUCAACUAG